This is a messenger RNA of Xenia sp. Carnegie-2017, 2159 nucleotides long. RefSeq lists its product as uncharacterized. Gene Ontology annotation, molecular function: 2',3'-cyclic GMP-AMP binding; cyclic-di-GMP binding. NCBI's taxonomy places the organism in Eukaryota, Metazoa, Cnidaria, Anthozoa, Malacalcyonacea, Xeniidae. The record is from RefSeq and is a predicted model, not a curated record. The transcript has a single exon. Gene Ontology annotation, biological process: positive regulation of type I interferon production; reticulophagy; positive regulation of macroautophagy. Gene Ontology annotation, cellular component: endoplasmic reticulum membrane; autophagosome. The coding region runs from base 702 to 1709 and encodes 335 amino acids.
AUACAAUCAUACGCCCGCUUUACUACACUAACAUUUAAUCUUUACCAUAAAUGGUAACUUGUGUGAGUAUGUUUGUAUGUUUUCUCAGCAUGAGUUGGGGAGCGCCGAGUCAGUCUGACCGGAAAAUACCUUUGAACAAAGUAUCUAUUAUAGAAAGAGGCAAUUGGUUGAAUUUACGGUCUUAUCUUUAUCUUAAGUUAAGACUACUUACUUAAUACUUAAAAACGUUGGGGAAAUUUGAUUGCGCGUUUUCCAAGAAUAAUGUCGAUGAAAAUUAUUUAAAUUACUUUAGUCGUAUGUCUCAGACAGGAAAUCAGUAGCUUAACUACGGAAAAUGGAAGCAAAUGUAACAGAAAAGGAAAAUUCUGCUAUAGUUAAAACAUGCUAUACUUCUGUUCCCAAGAAGCGAGGUAAGAGAACAAGAAGAGCAUAUCUCGUGAAAUUAUUGAUCGGUGCUUUAUUGGUGGUGAUUUAUAGCGUCCUUUACCGUGAUGAGUACAAAUAUACGCGUGUCAACCACAUCGAAGACGGAAGUACAACAGGAGAAUAUUUCACAAGGAAAGAGAUUUUAACGUUCCCAUUUUUAUAUGCUAUCGUAUUAAGCUUUUUUGGUGUCGUACUUGGAACAUCAAUUGAUCGUCUUGCUCGUUGCAGAAGAAUGCAAACACACGAAGGAGCGUUAUGACGGAUGUUGGAAAAACAUGGUCAAGUCUUGUUUUAGUGGAAUUCAUUGGAAACCGGUGUAUCUAAUUGUAAUAUUGAGUGCUUUGUUUGCCAUGUGUCUAACACUGUUCAGAGUUAGUGCUGGUAAGCCGUGGUUUGAGCUUAAAUAUCUUGCUUAUAUCAUUGGUGGUAUUGGCGUCGGUCCUCUUGUAGAAUACUUACUCAACCUGAACACGCAGUCUGAUGUUUUUAUGUCAACGAUUCUUGAAGAAAAUCAAACAUACGUUGCAAACGGAAUAGCAUGGCAGUACUUUAUCUAUCUCAAACAAGCACUUCCAGUGUUCAAAAAAGCUGCAAGUUCUUUGAAUUUAAACAAGAAUAAGUUAAUAUUACUCAUACCACUUGACUGUCAUACAGAGGAUGAUCUGAGCAAGGUCGAUAAUAAAAUCUUUAAAGUCAAGGAAACAGGAAGACAUGGCGACGCAUUUCGAUUUAAAUUAUAUGACUUAUCGGUUGGCAGUAAAAAACGUCGAUUUGCAAUACAGUACGUUAAAGAGCCCUUGAAUACCCUAAAAGAAAUGUGCCUGAUGAAGGACGGUCAAGCGGUGACACAUGACAAUCUAAACGAGCAAGUAAAAUUAUUUCAACGUACCUUGUUUGAUAUAUUCAAUCAUCAACUCAGAAAAGUGUAUAAAGAAGCCUGCUUAUUUGUGUCAUUUGAUUGCGAAGAACUGGAGUUUUUGAAGAAUGGAGGCUUGGCUAAAGUUAUUUUUGAUGGUGUUGAAAAUUCUCAUGACGAAGGUGACAAGAUUGAUGGCGUCCCUGGGUUUUUUAAGCUUGAGAGACCUAAACAAUCCGAUAACGGAGGCAAAACCUCAAAGAAGAAGAAAAGAGACUCGGAUGUUUCGAUUUCAUCAAGCAAAAAUAAAACGACACUUAGAAAUAGACAAAAUUCACAUUUGAGUGAAAUAGUCAUUGUAUCCGAUCUUGAUGGAGGUGAUGUUGGGCAGUCAACGAAACAUGGGGUAGAGAAUAGUGACGUUUAAAUUUUUAAUUUUUCAGGGAUUGUACAACCAAGGGGCUGGAGGACAUAACAUUAAUUUAAUAUACCCCUGACAGUGAUUUAAGGGCGUCUUAAAUAUUUUUUUUGCUCCCAGACCCCUAACAACCUCCCCCCCAAAUAUGCUUCAUGCUUCCCGGCCCUGUAUUUUAUAACAUUGAAUUACAACUUUCUGGUUGUAUGGGGCGUCGUUUGUUUCAAUAAUACUUGUGUUGCAAAUAUAACACUUAUUUAGUUAUAUAAUAGUUCAUAUUAUAUAGGACAAACAGAGAAUGUGGCGGCUUCUCCGUAAGAUUGUAGAAGGAUCAGUUCACGUUCAUUCACAGAUAGAAACUUUCGAUUAUUAUAUGUGAUAACUGUAUGCAUGCGUAAUUAAACAUGAAAAAAAUGUGAGCAAUUUUCGUUUAGUUCAAUACAUAUAUAUAAAGACUUGUUA